ACAUUUAGUUCCGUGAAGUGUUAAUAAUUUAGUGUUUAAACGACAUAGAAGGAGUAAAACAAAUGUGUGUGAUCCAUGUGUGAAUGUUGUGCUACAAGAUGUGGUCGAGAAACUUUAUACCGGAUUAUGGGAUUAAAUUGCUAUCCAUCGGUCUCCUGCUGUCGACGUUGGCAGCCAAAAUCCACGGGGUCGAAGGUUUCGUGUCGUGCUCGCCGUCUCCAUGCAAAAAUGGCGGGACCUGUCUCUCGUCACCACGUGGGGAAUAUUUUUGCAAUUGUACAUCCCGUUACGCCGGCGAGUUCUGUCAGCAUCUAAACCCUUGCCAUAGCGAAUCAAGUCCACGAUGCCAAAAUGGAGGAACGUGCAGGGUUCGCCCUGGUAUCGGAGGGGCUCCUCCGUCAUUCGCCUGUGACUGCCCAUUGGGUUUUAGCGCAUCCCUGUGUGAGAUUCGCAUCCCAGCGGCAUGUGAUUCUGCGCCUUGCUUAAAUGGAGCGACUUGCAGGCUGACUUCAUUGCACACCUAUGAAUGCGACUGCCCGCCAGGCUAUACAGGAGAGGAAUGCUCACACGAAGAUCACUGCGCAUCACAGCCGUGUAGAAACGGUGGUCGAUGCGUCGCUGACAACACAACAGCGGCCGGGUACUCCUGUGCCUGUCCUCCUGGCUUUACUGGCUCGAGGUGUACUGACGAUGUCUUCGAAUGCUCGAGUGGUUCAGGUCCUUGUCACCACGGAAGGUGCUUUAACACCCACGGGUCAUACACCUGUGUAUGUGAGCCAGGAUAUACUGGGAGGGACUGUGAUACGGAGUACGUUCCCUGUGAGCCGUCGCCGUGUCUUCACGGAGGAAGGUGUACGCAGCUUGAUCAGCUGAGAUACGAGUGCGAUUGUCCUACUGGUUACCGAGGCCAGAACUGCGAGAUCGACAUCGACGACUGUCCCGGACAUUUGUGUCAGAACGGAGCAACUUGCAUCGACGGGCUCAACUCGUACACUUGCGAGUGUCCGCCGACAUUCACCGGGACACUCUGCGAGACUGAUGUCGAUGAGUGUGCUUUGAGGCCUCUUGUCUGUCAGAAUGGUGCUACUUGUACCAACUCUGUUGGUGGGUUUUCCUGCAUCUGCGUGAACGGGUGGACGGGUCCUGAGUGUUCUGUGAACAUCGACGACUGUGCUGGCGCCGCUUGCUUCAACGGUGCUACGUGUAUUGACCGUGUUGGAGCGUUCUACUGUAAAUGUACUCCGGGAAAAACUGGUCUCCUCUGCCACUUGGACGACGCCUGCACAUCGAAUCCUUGCCACGCCGACGCUAUUUGUGACACGAGCCCCAUCAACGGAUCGUACACUUGCUCAUGUGCUUCUGGUUAUAAGGGCUUGGACUGUUCUGAAGACAUCGAUGAGUGUGAACAGGGAUCACCAUGUGAACACGACGGUAUCUGCGUGAAUACUCCCGGUUCCUUCGCCUGUAACUGUUCUGUCGGCUUCACGGGGCCGCGCUGUGAGACCAAUGUGAACGAAUGCGAGAGUCACCCUUGCAGGAACGAUGGCUCUUGUCUCGAUGACCCUGGAACCUUCCGAUGUGUCUGCAUGCCGGGUUUCACGGGAACACAGUGCGAGGUCGAGAUUGACGAGUGCGCCAACAAUCCUUGCCUGAACGGCGGCGUCUGCCACGACAUGAUCAACGCGUUUAGAUGUACCUGUGUUAUCGGUUUCACUGGAGCUCGCUGUCAGGUCAACAUCGACGACUGCGCAUCAAGUCCUUGUCGAAACGGUGGCACGUGUCAUGACUCCAUCGCUGGCUAUACUUGUGAAUGUCCUCCUGGGUACAAUGGAAUGUCCUGCGAGACCAACAUCAACGACUGUCUAUCCGCACCGUGUCACAGAGGCGAAUGUAUCGACGGCGAUAACAGUUUCACUUGCAACUGUCACCCGGGAUACACUGGCCGUGUAUGUCAGACUCAGAUCAACGAGUGCGAGUCCAAUCCCUGCCAGUUUGGAGGUCAUUGCGAGGAUUUGAUCGAUGGAUACCAAUGCCGCUGCAAGCCAGGGACAUCGGGUCGCAACUGUGAAAUCAAUGUCAAUGAAUGCUACUCCAAUCCUUGCAGGAAUGGCGCCACUUGCAUCGACGGUAUUAACAGGUACACCUGCGAGUGCAUCCCCGGCUUCACCGGCCAACAUUGCGAGACCAACAUCAACGAAUGCUUGUCCAACCCCUGCGCCAACGGUGGAAAAUGUAUUGAUCGUAUCAACGGUUUCCGGUGUGAAUGUCCAAGAGGAUACUACGACGCUAGGUGUCUAUCGAAUGUUAACGAAUGCGAAUCGAAUCCCUGCAUACACGGUGGAACUUGCGAAGACGGCGUCAACCAGUUCAUUUGCCAUUGUUUACCUGGUUAUGGAGGUCAACGCUGUGAACGUGAAAUCGACGAGUGUAGUUCCAAUCCCUGUCAGCACGGCGGUACUUGCCACGAUCGGUUGAACGCUUACAAGUGUGACUGCGUACUAGGGUUUACUGGAGUAAACUGCGAGACAAAUAUCGACGACUGUGCCGGCAACCCGUGCCUGCACGGCGGUUCGUGUAUUGACCUUGUGAAUGGAUACCGCUGCGUGUGCGCGCCACCGCACUCCGGACGCAACUGCGAGAACACGCUCGACCCUUGCCUGCCCAACCAAUGUCGCCACGGAGGUCGUUGUAUAGCCGAAGCGUCAUACGCUGAAUUCACGUGCCAGUGUCCCGUGGGAUGGACGGGCGCGUUGUGUGAGAGGGACGUAGACGAGUGCGCGGUCACCGCUCCUUGUCACAAUGAGGCCACCUGUAUCAACACCGAGGGUUCUUACGCCUGUCUGUGCGCGAGAGGAUACGAAGGAAAGGACUGUGCCAUCAACACAGAUGACUGUGCUUCAUUCCCUUGCCAAAACGGCGCGACGUGUCUGGACAGUAUCGGCGACUACAACUGCGUGUGCGCCAGCGGCUUCGCGGGCAAGCACUGCGAGGUCGACAUCGACGAGUGCCAGUCGCGUCCUUGUAUGAACGGCGCUACUUGUAAUCAGUAUGUGGCGUCCUAUACGUGUACUUGCCCGCUCGGCUUCUCCGGAAUCAACUGUCAGACAAACGACGAAGACUGCACUGAAUCAAGUUGUAUGAACGGAGGCACUUGUAUCGACGGAAUUAAUUCUUACAACUGCUCAUGUCCGCCUGGGUACACUGGAUCAAAUUGUCAGUUCCGUAUAAACAUGUGCGAUAGUUCUCCCUGCGACAACGGAGCGACUUGCCAUGACCACGUGACUUACUACACUUGUCACUGUCCAUACGGCUAUACUGGCAAGCACUGUGAAGCCCUCGUGGAAUGGUGCGAGAACAACCCGUGCGAGAACGGCGCGACGUGCUCGCAGAAGGGCCCGCAGUACACGUGCACGUGCGCGCCCGGCUGGUCCGGCAAGCUGUGCGACGUCGAGAUGGUCUCCUGCAAGGACGCGAGCAUCCGAAAAGGUGUCAAAUUGAAGCAAUUGUGUAAUAACGGAUCCUGUGAAGAUAUCGGCAACUCACACCGCUGCCACUGCCUCGACGGCUACACCGGCUCCUACUGUCAGAAGGAGAUCAACGAGUGUGACUCCGCACCCUGCCAAAACGGAGCAGUAUGCAAAGAUCUAGUCGGAACGUAUCAGUGUCAAUGCGCUAAAGGAUUCCAAGGACAAAACUGCGAGUUGAACGUAAACGAUUGCCUGCCGAAUCCGUGUCAGAACGGCGGAACAUGUCACGAUCUCAUAAACAAUUUCUCAUGCUCAUGCCCGUUCGGUACACUUGGAAAGAUUUGCGAGAUCAACGUUAACGAUUGCAAACACGAUGCUUGUCACAAUAACGGUACCUGUAUCGACAAAGUCGGCGGCUUUGAAUGCAAAUGUCCUCCUGGUUUCGUAGGACCCAGGUGCGAAGGUGAUAUCAACGAGUGCUUGUCGAACCCGUGUUCGAAUCCUGGUACACAGGACUGCGUACAGUUAAUCAAUGAUUACGAUUGUAAUUGUAAACCUGGGUACAUGGGUAGACAUUGCGACGCGAAGGUUAAUUUCUGUGCGAACUCGCCCUGUCAAAACGGCGGUAUUUGCACGGCGAUCCAAGGUGGACAUGAAUGUUUGUGCAAUGAAGGAUUUUAUGGAAAGAACUGUGAAUACUCAGGCUAUGCAUGUGACUCAAAUCCUUGCCAAAACGGCGGUUAUUGUCAAACUUCUGAGAUCGGUGACUAUGUCUGCGAUUGUCCGUCAGGAUUAUCUGGUACCAAUUGUGAAAUCGAUUCGAUGAAUGAGUGUCUCAGUAAUCCAUGUAAACACCCCGAAGCACGUUGCAUAGACAAACCAGGCGACUACCUUUGCUAUUGUCCGAGACAAUGGACCGGCAAAAACUGCGAUAUUCAUGACCCUCACGCCAGAGGUGGGUACGGAAGUCCCAUCUCUGGUCUGUACGGCAAAAACCCCGGACUGACAGCUUUAGAGUUAGAUUUGGCAUUCCAAAGAGAACAGUGUGUAAAGUUAGGUUGCAAAGAAAAACAAGGCGAUCACCAUUGCGAUGACGAAUGUAAUACUUAUGCGUGUGAUUUCGACGGAAACGACUGUUCUCUUGGUAUUAAUCCUUGGGCAAACUGUACAGCCCCAAUUAAGUGUUGGGAAGUCUUCAUGAACGGCGAAUGUAACGAAGUAUGCAACACUCAAGCCUGCAUGUUUGAUGGAAGGGAUUGCGAGAAAUCGUUGCAGAAAUGUAACCCAGUCUACGAUGCAUAUUGUCAAAAGCACUACGCCAAUGGACAUUGUGAUUACGGAUGUAACAACGCAGAAUGUAACUGGGACGGGCUUGAUUGUGAAAAUGAGCCGCCAGAUCUAGCUGAAGGUGUUAUGUCAGUUAUUUUGCUUAUGGAUAUGAGGACAUUCAAAGAAAAUUCUGUAGCUUUCUUGCGAGAUCUCGGCCAUCAGCUGCGAACUACGGUUUUGAUAAAAAAGGAUCACUUAGGUAAUGAUAUGGUGAUCCCUUGGAAAGGUACUGCAGACGUAGGUUUACAGGAUACAGAAUUUGGCAAGAAACACCAUAUAGUUUACACGGAAAGAGGACAAUCCGGAGUUCAAGUUUAUUUAGAGAUUGACAACAGGAAGUGUACAACGACGUCCGGAUCAGAGUGCUUCUUUUCGGCUCGUGAAGCUGCGGAUUUCCUAGCAGCCACUGCAGCGAAGCAUUCGUUAUCACCAGACUUUCCUAUUUACCAAGUUAAAGGAGUAAAUCCUCCGGAAGAGCCACCUACUAAUUUCAAAUAUGUUUUUAUCGGAGUGAUCUUAGUUUUAUUAGCCGGCCUUUUAAUUGGCGUACUCGUGACGGCCCAAAGGAAGCGAGCUGCGGGUAUUACUUGGUUCCCUGAAGGAUUUAUUCGAAACAAUUCUUCCACACACCGUCGCUCAAGACGAAGAGGCCCUGAUGGACAGGAAAUGAGAAAUCUUAAUAAGGGGUCUAUGGGCUGUAUCGACGUCGAUAUUAAUAAUGGUCAUAUGGGUCCUCCUCAUUGGUCUGACGAUGAUGAUGAUGGUUCUGCGCCUCCAAGAGCUAAGAGACCCCGUGGUCCAGGAGAUUCUAAUGGAGUACCAGGUGGCUAUGCGUCUGACCAUACUGCGAUCACUGAUUACGAAGAAGCUAGUCACGAACCAAGAGUUUGGACGCAACAGCAUUUGGAUGCGGCGGAUAUCAGAGUACCACCUAGCAUGAUGACCCCGCCUGCUAUCCACGACGCUCAACUAGAUGUGAACGCCAGAGGGCCUCUUGGCAUGACACCGCUGAUGGUGGCUGCUAUUAGAGGCGGCGGCUUAGACACCGGAUCUGACGUGGAAGAUGAGCAGACAGCGCAUAUUAUAUCGGAGCUGGUGGCGCAGGGAGCACAACUCAACGCCGCCAUGGACAAGACCGGGGAAACUAGCUUACAUCUUGCCGCCAGAUACGCGCGUGCCGACGCAGCCAAGCGCCUCCUAGAUGCGGGCGCGGACGCCAACUCGCAAGACAAUACGGGAAGAACGCCAUUACAUUCGGCCGUCGCAGCCGACGCGAUGGGAGUCUUCCAGAUCCUUCUACGGAACAGAGCUACCAACCUUAACGCUAGGAUGCACGAUGGUACCACUCCGCUCAUAUUAGCAGCAAGGCUGGCUAUUGAGGGCAUGGUGGAAGAUUUGAUAAACGCAGACGCAGAUAUCAACGCAGCAGACAAUAGCGGUAAGACCGCGCUACACUGGGCCGCGGCCGUCAACAAUGUUGAUGCAGUCAACGUAUUGCUCGUUCACGGCGCCAACAGGGAUGCACAGGAUGACAAGGACGAAACGCCCCUAUUCUUGGGUGCAAGAGAAGGCUCAUAUGGAGCUUGCAAGGCAUUGCUAGACGCGAUGGCGAAUAGAGAGAUAACGGACCACAUGGACCGUCUGCCGCGCGACGUGGCUCAGGAGCGCAUGCACGACGACAUCGUUCGACUGCUGGACGAACAUUGCCCGCGUCCUCCACAACACCACCAUCUUAUGACGUCUCCCACGCCGCACCCGCAGCUCAUCAGCCAGCCGACGGUGAUCACGGCCAGCAAGGGCAAGCCCAAGAAGCCCCGCGCAAAGCCCGGCCCCGACAGUCCGCAGGAGACCUACGAGACAAACAUGCAGGCUUCGCAGAUCAGACGGAAACCAAGUGUAAAAAAGAACAAUAAGAAAGUGGCGCAAGAAGUGCCACAGAGUGUGGAGAGCUUGGGAUUCAGCCUCAGUCCCGUUGAAUCACCGCUACAAAAUUUACAGGACCUGCCGUCCCCGUACGACGCGACGUCGCUGUACUCGAACGCGAUGGCGCAGUACCCGCCCGUGGAGCAGUUCGUGCAGCACAAGCAGCCGCCCAGCUAUGACGACUGCGUCAAGACGGGCCAGGCGAUGCAGUACGGCGGCGGGGCGCUGGGCUCCUCUCUGUCGCCGCCCUACUCCAACCACUCGCCCACUCACAGCAACCAGACGACGUCGCCGCAUGCCUAUAUAGGCUCCCCGUCUCCGGGCAAGUCGCGGCCGUCGCUGCCGACGUCUCCGGCGCACAUGGCGGCGCUCCGACACCACCACCUCGACGCUGUCGCCUACUCAGCGCUGUCGCACCUCACGUCGAACGGGCCGCGCGACGCGCAGCUGCAGGCGGUGUACUCGCACGCGGCGGCGCUGGGGCAGGUGCACGGCGCGCAGCACCCCGCCAUCACCAACCUCAUGUCCGGUCUAUACGGCAGUUGGGGAAUGGGAGAUACUUUCCCGACCCCCUCCCCGGAAUCUCCUGACCAUUGGUCAACCCCCUCCCCCCAAACACCCCUCACGCAAUCUCCUCACUCGGAUUGGUCGGACCGCGCUGCGCUGUCGCCAAACGACAUACCACAGACAAACAAAGGUGCGACCGAAGCCUAUAUAUAG
This is a messenger RNA of Melitaea cinxia (Glanville fritillary), 7439 nucleotides long. RefSeq names its product neurogenic locus Notch protein (gene N). Bases 84 to 7439 code for a protein of 2451 amino acids. Gene Ontology annotation, cellular component: plasma membrane; protein-containing complex. The record is from RefSeq and is a predicted model, not a curated record. The transcript is spliced from 33 exons. Lineage: Eukaryota; Metazoa; Arthropoda; Insecta; Lepidoptera; Nymphalidae. Gene Ontology annotation, biological process: Notch signaling pathway; regulation of developmental process; multicellular organism development. Gene Ontology annotation, molecular function: protein binding; calcium ion binding.